Monomorium pharaonis (pharaoh ant) is the source of this 2691-nucleotide messenger RNA. Its product is annotated as transcription factor YY2. The transcript is spliced from 3 exons. The coding region runs from base 30 to 1532 and encodes 500 amino acids. Gene Ontology annotation, cellular component: transcription regulator complex; PcG protein complex. The record is from RefSeq and is a predicted model, not a curated record. NCBI's taxonomy places the organism in Eukaryota, Metazoa, Arthropoda, Insecta, Hymenoptera, Formicidae. Gene Ontology annotation, molecular function: RNA polymerase II cis-regulatory region sequence-specific DNA binding; DNA-binding transcription factor activity, RNA polymerase II-specific. Gene Ontology annotation, biological process: regulation of transcription by RNA polymerase II.
CAACAUUGAACCGGACGGACGGUCGAUCAAUGAAAAUCGAUCCCCGCAACACGCAAGCAAGCAAAAUAACAAAAAGAAGGAAACGAAGGAGAAGAAAGGAGGAUCCGCCGCGCGACGGAGCGUUCUCGUCGCGCUCGCAAGAUGGCGCCGCGAGGGUGCGCUGGCACGUCGUGACCCCUGGCGGUUGUAGAGUUGCGUCACGUGAUGUGGGGAAUCUUUCGCGCGGGUCACGUGGUCCGCGGGAGACGCGCUCCCAAGUGCCCCGAGUCCCCGCCGAGCGAGGCCUGUGUCGCCGCAGCAGGCCAGCCAUUUUGGCAAGCGUUAACAUGGCGUCGCCGCCGGAGAUUAAUAUGGCGUCCUCGGACAUAAUAACCGAAGUGGAGAUACAACCGGACAUCCAGGAGGUCGAGAUAGAGGCGAUACCGGUGGAGAUACCGUGCGAGACCGUGGAGACGACGAUCGAGGGCGAGGACGGGCAGCCGAUGAUAGCGCUGCAGCCGCUGCCGGAGCCGGGCCGCGAGGAAAUCAUACUGCAGACACAGGAGGAGAUCGUCGGCGCCGAUCCGCUCAACGUGUACGACCAGAUUCCGGUGCCGGACAACGACAUUUAUGUCGAGUCCAGCCCGGGGCCGUCGCGUAAAGCCGCAAAGAAGGCCCGUAAGAGCGGUGGCGCGCGCUUCCGCACCUCCGAGCACGCGAUCUUCGGCGAGAUGGCCACCGAGACCAAGGCUAGGAAAUGGGAACAGAAGCAGGUGCAGAUCAAGACGCUCGAGGGCGAGUUCUCGGUAACGAUGUGGGCGUCCGGCACGGACGACGGUAACAUCCUAUUAGCGCCUGACCUGGAUGUGGAUGUUCCAGAUGAGGGUUCGAAUCCAGAACCGGAUCCCGACUACACGGAAUACAUGACGGGCAAGUCCAAUAAUGCCAAGUUCAAUUCGAACAGCUCGUCAGUAUCAGAUGGCAUGCCCGGGUUGGAUCUCUCCGAUCCGAAGCAACUCGCCGAAUUUGCACGGCCCGGUCACAAACUGAAGGUGCGUAAGCCACCGGUGAUGGAUGGUGUCGAGCGAACGAUCGCGUGUCCCCACAAGGGAUGUACGAAGAUGUUUCGGGACAACAGUGCGAUGCGCAAGCACCUGCAUACGCAUGGGCCGCGGGUGCACGUGUGCGCGGAAUGCGGCAAGGCAUUUGUCGAGAGCUCGAAACUUAAACGACAUCAGCUGGUGCACACGGGCGAGAAGCCGUUUCAGUGUACGUUCGAAGGAUGUGGCAAAAGGUUUAGUCUCGACUUCAAUCUUCGCACUCACGUGAGAAUCCACACUGGCGAUCGGCCGUACGUGUGUCCGUUCGAUGGAUGCAGUAAAAAGUUCGCGCAAUCGACGAACCUCAAGUCGCAUAUAUUAACUCACGCGAAGGCCAAAUCUCGGAACGCAAUGGGAAGACAAGUACAACAAAUCCAACUUCAACAGCCUCAAUUUGUCCAGGUUGAAGUUGCAGAUGUGGACAAUCAACAGUUCAUUGUCUACGCCGAUUAGCCCCCCUAAAACACUGAUCUCUUAUAUCCCGCUGAACACAUUACUACUGAAGUAUCGUAACCAUUAAUUAUUAAUCUAAAUAAUGUAAAUAUUUUUACGGCGCGUACAAGAGUUUUGUCAUUACACAUGACACGGACAGUCAACUAGCCUGUCUUAAGAGAAUUAAUGGAAGAAUUUAAUACCUCUGUGCUUAGAUACGAAUUACUUGUGAGGAAUGUCUGGAGCACUAUAUUACCGUAAAAACACGAGAGGGCAAAUAAAGUUAAGUAAGAUUUAAAGGAAAAAAAAAGAAAAAAAAAGAUUAUGUACCUUUUAAGAUAACACGAGCUAGACUGUGUCGCGUACUGCUCAAUUUCUUGUUUAAUCAAGAGAAAUCGAGUGCGCUCGCAUACACAACAUUCACACAACACACAUAUAUACAUAUACACGACACUUAACACGAGACUGUAUAUAUAUAAAUAUAUAUAAGUACAAGUAAAAUAUUGUAUACAGUAUAUUUUGGAGAAAUUCAGAUGGGAAUAAACCACGAAGAUACAUCUUUUUCCGUCGGAUUCAAUAUUAUACCAUCUUGGUAACAUAUACGAAUUUUACACCGUAUAAUGCUGAGACUUGUUGACAGUUGAGAUGAGAGGAGAAAAAGGAAAGGAGGUUACGCGUACGUAACGUACAUUACGAAAUCCGUAAAUAUCACGUAAUUUUUAUCGUGAUUCACGAUAUUAAUUUUUUUUUAAAUACGAUAAUUGGAAGAAUAUGACAGAAUGUUUAACGUGUGGGAAGAAAACGGAAGUAACGUACUCGAAAAGAGGAAAUUGUACAAAAGACAAGAAUAAAACGAAAUGAUGUUACUGCAUUCCGAUGUGAUAUUUGCGAGAAAAAAAACGUUGCGACGUUUGCGUGCGCGCACGCACAUCGAACGACUUGAAAUGAUGGUGAUACGUAAAAUUUCGAGUAAGAAGCAAUAUAGCUAUGGAGAGAUAGAUUUAAUAUCGAAUUAGAAUAAAACGAUUACUGCGUGCAUCUCUUAUUACGUCACUGAUCAUAAUUAUAUUCGCAUAUCAUAAUUUUAUACGCGUGAUGUUAACUGACAUAAUUACGAUAUAAGUAUACAUGUGCACCAACCUGCAUUGAAUUAAAUGAACUUUGGAAUAAUUUGUUUAAA